AUGAGGAGCUCCCGCGUACGAGACUACGGUGUCGGUGUACAAGCUAUAAAGGAUGUGCCCCGUACGACGCGACGCGGCCCGACGGCGCAAGAAGGACGAGGGGAAUCGCGAGGACAACGGUCGCAGCGUACCAUCAAGGAUGACGUAUGGCCCAAUCCUCUUCCUCUUAACUUCUUCGCUUCCCUAUGCAAGAAAUUGACUGUUCUAAAUGUUCAAGAGGGUGAAUUAAAAAUACCUUUUAACAAGCCACCACCGAAUCAACCGUUGUUGACAAUGACGAACUUGUUGCCUGCUGAUGCUGAUGAGAAGAUACAGAAAGCUGAUACAUUCGUGAAACAGAAGAAUAUGAUCGGUAAAGGAAGAAGAUCAGAAUUGUUACGUCGUUCACCAGACGGUGGCGAAUUUCUUCUCUCUCAGCCUAUACCCGACAUACCGAAUAGACUAAGCACGAUCGAGUACUUACUAGAAGAACUUUUUCAUACGAAAGCUUAUUUGCCAUUCAUAGAAUCGCAAGAACGUGGCCACAUACCCAUGUUACACCCACCACGUGUGCACCUAGGUUCUAAUAUUUUCAACGAAUUCACCACGAGUUCAUCUACAUUCCGUUAUUUUUAA
Molecule: messenger RNA, 615 nt
Organism: Vespa crabro (European hornet)
Lineage: Eukaryota; Metazoa; Arthropoda; Insecta; Hymenoptera; Vespidae
Exons: 4
Coding region: 1-615 (204 amino acids)
Source: RefSeq, a predicted model, not a curated record